Trifolium pratense (red clover) is the source of this 1953-nucleotide messenger RNA. RefSeq names its product replication factor A protein 1-like. The record is from RefSeq and is a predicted model, not a curated record. NCBI's taxonomy places the organism in Eukaryota, Viridiplantae, Streptophyta, Magnoliopsida, Fabales, Fabaceae. The coding region runs from base 1 to 1953 and encodes 650 amino acids. The transcript is spliced from 10 exons.
AUGGCUUUGACUCUUGGUAAUCGUAGUAUGUUUUCAAACAUUGAUGAAAUCAAUUCUGAUAGAACAAAUUGGAAUUUUAAGGCAAAGAUCAUAAGACUUUGGCAAGUGAACGAUUUUAAUCGACCUAAUAUGCCUUUUUCUGUUGAAAUGGUGUUAAUGGAUUCAGAUGGUUCUAAGAUUCAUGCCACCAUCAAAAAAACACUUAUUUACAAGUUUAAACAUGAUGUAAUUGAGGGAAAAGUUUAUUCUUUUGAAAAUAUUGGUGUGGCUGCUAAUACUGGAGCUUAUAGGACCACACAUCAUCCAUACAAACUGAACUUUCAGUUUGGUUCCAUUGUUCAAAGGUUGUCAAAUUGUGAUAUUGUUAAAUCUCCAUUUACCUUUGUUCCAAUUUCUGAAGUUGUAGGUGGCUUAUAUGACACUGAUUUCUUAGUUGAUGUGAUUGGUCUUUUAACUGAGAUUGGUCAGGAACGUGAGAUCACUAAUCAAAAUGGUAGCACAACAAAGCUGAAUGUCAUUUCCUUGGAGGCUGAUGGGCAUAAGCUGCAGUGUACACUUUUUGGACCAUAUGUUGAUGAACUGAAUACCUUUGUGGGAGCUGGUGAUCUAAACAAUCAUGUGGUCAUUGUUCAUCUUGCAAAAGCUAAGACCUUUCAAGACAAGAUACACAUACAGAAUUGCAUGAAUUGUUCUGUUUUGAUAUUUAACCCAAACUGUGAGGAAAGUAAGAUCUUUAGGGCAAGUCUUAAUGAUUCCGAUGAGAAUCAUUCUCCAUUGACCUUUACUCAACUUAGUAAUGAGUCAGCUGUGACCCCACUUGAUGAGUUUCUGUACAAUACUCCAAGGGCAACCUUGCAAGAUCUCAAGGAUGCUACAAAAGUAUCAUCACAUGUUGUAGCUGCUACUGUGAAGAGAACUUUAAAUCCUGAUCGUUAUUGGUAUACAGCAUGUUUUUGCGGUAAAGCUGUUAUACAAGAUUCAAGGUUAUGGUUUUGUGAAAAGUGUAAUAGGCAUGUUCCAAAGGUUGUUCCUAGGUAUUGUGUCAAACUUAGAGUCAUGGAUGAUACUGAUUCUGCCACGUUUGUUGUUUUUGACAAAGAAGCAAGUGCGAUAUUUAAUAUGUCUUGUGCUGAUAUGCUUCAACUUGGGGAUGCUGAUGGUGAGCAAAUUGUGCCACCUGAAAUUGAUGACAUGCUGGUUAAUCAUACUUGGCUUUUUAUGGUUGAAGCUAAACCUUCUCAGAAUCCUAGGUUUGAGCAAUCUUUCCGUGUUAGAAAGAUUUGUACCGAUGAGGUUAUAAUUAAGCAGUUUAAGGACAAGUGGGAUAAUGAGGAUGCUGUCUGUAAUAAAAAAAGAAAUGAGGGUGGUUCUUUGAGUACUUUGCUCGAUAAGGGGAAAGAUGUUUAUGUUGGUGGUACCUCUAAUUUCCUUUCUGAGGAGUGUCAAAACUUUAGUGGAGAUUCUGACAAGGGAAAAGGUUUGAUUGUUGAUGGAACACCUCUUGAAGUUUCACAAGAUUUGAUGUUGAAAUUUUCAGAAUCUAUUGUUAAUCUUGACGAUGAUUCUGUUAAUACUUCUUUUUGUGUUAAGCCAAUGACACCUUGUGUGAGCCCAAUGACCUCUACAUUGACUGUCAAGCCAAUUACAUCUGAUCCACCUGUGAAGCCAAUCAACUUUGUUGCUGCUGUGAACCCAAUGCUCUCCGCUGUUUCUGCGAACCCAACUAUCUCUGAUGUGGUUACUCAACAAUCUGCUGCUGCUGUCAAACCAGUAAACUCUACUUCUGGUAAUGAUGUCAGCAUGCGAUCUUCAUCCUCUGCUCGCCCAUGUGGACAGCGGAAGAAAUCCUUAGCUAAGAGAGUGUCUCCUCAACAUGAGAACACGACGGUUGAAGAUGACAAUGCUCCUAUCAAGUUGUUGAAGAGGGCUGUGAAGAUUGAGAAGAUACCCUAA